Thunnus maccoyii (southern bluefin tuna) is the source of this 1534-nucleotide messenger RNA. RefSeq names its product golgin subfamily A member 6-like protein 6. The transcript has 11 exons. The coding region runs from base 306 to 1295 and encodes 329 amino acids. The record is from RefSeq and is a predicted model, not a curated record. Lineage: Eukaryota; Metazoa; Chordata; Actinopteri; Scombriformes; Scombridae.
GGUGCCUGUGACUGCUUAUUACAGUAACUGUUUUUUAUUAUAUUAAAUUAUUGCUGUUAUCAUAUUAAGGCAUAUACAAAUAUAAUGUGUGUGUGUGUGUGUGUGUGUGUGUGUGUGUGCGUGCGUGUGUGUGUGUAUGGAAUCCACACUGUUGUGAUGUCAUAUAGAAUGUGGAAUGUGUAGUUAUACAGACAGUCAGUAGAUCUCAGUCAGGAACCAGACACAGCUGUCAUUUGUUAAAUAGAUUUGAGGUAGGCAACACGUCAACUUAAACAGAACUCUUCACUUCAGAGGAAGACAGCGAAAUGGUAGAAGUGCACUUCAUAAAUCUAGAGGAAAUAGUUCAACAGAGUGACGAAGAGGAGCAAACUAUCAGUGAACGGGAAGAGCUCAGGAGAAGACUCAUUCAAGCAGGAACCAGCUACAGACAGAAGAAGGAGCUCUAUGACAGGAUAUUGGUGGAUGGACUGGCGCUUGAGGAAUUGACAAACGAGAUUGUAGCUGAAAACAAGAAACUUACCGGCAGAGUGAAAGAGUUGCAACAGCAGCUGGCAAAUAUUAAAAAGAAGAAGCAGAAGCAAGAAGAAGAGGAAGAAGCCCAGACAGAGGAGCUUCUGUUUGAGGAAGAAGAAAAAAGAAUUGUUAGGCAUCAGUCAAUUUACAUAAAAAAUAUGGAAAAGGAUAAUCAGAAGCUGAGGGAGAAGAAUGAGAAUUUGAGUGUUGAACUGGACCAACUCUGUCUGACAGAGAAAUAUGAGGAUCAUCUUGAAAAGCUGAAAACGACUGAGCAGGAAUUAGAGCACAAAUUGGAGGAGAUUGAGGAAGCCCUACGUAGUAAAGAUGAUGAAAUCAAGAAGAAAUUCCAGACAGUGGUUGAAAAACUGAACGAGAUAGAGGAGCAUUUAAACAACAUGAAGGCUCUCAGACAGGAACGACGAGAACUUCGAGAACAACUGAGAAGCACACAGGAAGAGCAGAUAUUAGCUGCACAGAGUUCUCCAGAGGAGCCAUUAAGUGAAAAAAGACAACCACUGGACGUUUCAGCAAUGGAUGAGGAGGAUGAAGAACAAGAUAAGAAGACUGAGAGCUGGUGGCAUCGUUGUGCUACGAUCCUGUGGAGAGGAAUUAAGGCAGCCGGGCUUAUCACCAAUUGUGUCCUCCUUUCUGUGGGUAUCAUGACCUCAAUCGUGCCUUUCUGCAACAGUUCCAACCCUGACUGCAACCUUUGGAGCAUCAUCUUCAACAUGCUGGAGCCCUACAGCCAGCUCCAGCACAUACACCCUCCUGUUAGCUAAAACCUAGCUAGACCACACAUUACAUAGAGAGCUUAGCCUGACAGAUGAGUCUUAAAAUGGCCACUGAGCACUUGACCUGACCUUGCACCUGACCGCCCAGGAAGGGGGCUCCCUCAUUUGUGGUCCUUCUCAAGGUUUCUUCCAAUUUUUCCCAUGAAAGGAAUUUUUUUUGGGAGUUUUUCCUUGCCCUCUUGAGGGGGGUGCUCUCUCUCUCUCUCUCUCUCUCUCUCUCUCUCUCU